AUGACAGAAGAGACGCAUCAGACCCAUCAAUUGCCUGAAAGUAUGGAAGAAGAAAUAUUGGCGUGGGAGGACGACGACGAGCUGCUGAGUGUAGCUGGCCAGCUCGACCGCGUGCUCAGCGGAGGCCAGCUACACUCAGCAGCAAGCAGAGAAGGCCGUGAACAAGUUGAGGCUGCCAGGGUGCGGGAGGCCGCGGAGGCCGCGAGGGUGCGGGAGGCCGCGAGGGUGUGGGAGGCCGCCGAGGCCGCCGAGGCUGCCAGGGUGCAGGAGGCUGCCCCGGCCCCAGGAGCCCUCGAGGUCCCUGGGGUGCCCGAGGCAAACCCUCUGGGAAAUGUGAAGGAAAACAACACCCAGAGGGGAACUCGUGCCGGGAAGUGGAGCACCUCCCGGCAGCGAGAAGGGAUGGCCAGCAGAUUAAUAUUGAAUCUAAUAAGGCUAAGCCAUCCCUAUAAACGGGGCGGCCGAGGAGGUGGCGAGCGAGGAGGUGGCGAGCGAGGAGGUGGCGAGCAAGGAGGAGUACCAAAUGUGUAACUUGUAAAC
Athalia rosae (coleseed sawfly) is the source of this 540-nucleotide messenger RNA. RefSeq lists its product as uncharacterized. Lineage: Eukaryota; Metazoa; Arthropoda; Insecta; Hymenoptera; Athaliidae. The transcript has 4 exons. The record is from RefSeq and is a predicted model, not a curated record. Bases 1 to 531 code for a protein of 176 amino acids.